AUGGAGACCAUAGGGAAAUCGAAGGAGAAGCUGGAUAGUGUUGGCCUAGCGAAGAGGGGCGACACCAAGCAGGCGGUGGUGACGCCAGUCGCUCAGCGGGUAGCGCCUUGGGUGAGGGAUGUAGUGUACUCGAGUGUUGUUAUGGCGACGCCAGGAAAUACAGGUGACGUUAGGGGUUGUUCAGGCGGCGCCCGAGGCUGGUCAGCGACGUCGGAGGCUAGACAAGGUGAUUCGGGCGACGACGCCUCAGUCGUAGGAGUUACGGGUGAUGCCUCGAGGGAGGAUGGCGACGCUUGGGGUGAAGUCUUAGGUCUUCGUGAAGAGCAAGUGGGCGACACCACCUUGUGUGUGGAGGGUGAUGCCAAUACGUGCGUAAGAGGCGACGCCAGUGUGGCAGGUGGUGCUAGUGUUGCUAAGCUGUCGAGGGGUACCAAGCAAUACUUAGGAGCUACUGAUCCUAUAGGCGAGGGCACCAUCCUAGAUUCCAGUGAUGCCCAAUUCAUCUAUGAUGCAGAGGAGUGCAAGGGAGGUGAUACCGCUGCCAGAUGCGAUGCCAAACUUGCUACUGUGGGCUACACCACCCCAACUACUAAGGGUGACUAUAGGGUUACGGGUGUUGAGGCAAAGAGGAAGACGAAGCGCUUGAUGUCUCUAGGUGGCGCCAACCACGCUCUGGGCAACUCCAAUGACAAGCUAGGCGGUGCCAGUUACGCGCUAAAUGGCACCAGUGGCAUGCGAAGAGGCGGCCUAGGCAGAUCUUCCAGUGUGGGUGACCCCCAUGGACUAGGCAUCAACUUUUGUGACAUGUUAAGUGCAAGAGCAGGUGAUCCAAGUGCUCAGGGAAUAGAGACAGGCAUUGAAACGCUAUUUGGUGGAGUGGCUGGAGGAAAACAAGGUACCCGGACUAGUAGAGGCAAUACAGCUGAGGUUAGGCAGGCAUCAUAG
Molecule: messenger RNA, 945 nt
Organism: Ilex paraguariensis (yerba mate)
Lineage: Eukaryota; Viridiplantae; Streptophyta; Magnoliopsida; Aquifoliales; Aquifoliaceae
Source: the annotation of a GenBank genome assembly